AUGAAAAUCAAAGAUCAUUCAAGCCUUGAUUUACUUGAAGAUAAUGAAAACACUGCUGCAGGAAAAUGUACAAAAGCAGGGGAAAGUUCUGGAGAAAUAAAAAUCGAUAUACAAGAAGAUAACGAGAAUUCAGAUGAUGAAGAAACAACUGAGCAACCGCGAAGAUCAGGAAGAAAAAAUAAAGGAAUACCUCCUGACAGAUUUGCUUACACUACAAAUAUACAAAAAAUAACAGAACCGAAAAACUGGAAAGAGUUAGAAGAUAUUAAAAACCCAUAUGAAAAGGCAAAAUGGCUUGAAGCUAUAGAAGAUGAAAUAAAAUCCAUUAACAAAAAUAACACUUGGGAAUUAGUUAAUCCUCCCCAAGGGAAGAAAAUAAUUGGAUGCAAGCAUCCUCUUCAAAACAAUUGGAGUGUAGAUGUGAAGCCAAAUGCAUUGGGAAAUGUUUUUAUAUGGAACAUACAGAAUGAAGAGAAAGUGACAGCUGUGCCCGAAAUUUGCCUAUCCAACCAAGUUUCUCCUGGUCAGUAUAAGUUGCAGCUGAAAGUUGUAAAUGGUUUGGGAUAUCUGCAAGAGUCAAUGAUAUUUGAAGCUGCAGUUGCUUUGCUUCUCCUGAAUUACACCAUCACUGAUUUCUUUGUCAAUGAAUAUGGCGUCAUUACUUUGCAUAUCAACCAGAUUAUGCCAGUACCUGAUGUCUUCAUUGACUUUGGAGACAAUAUUACUUGCCAUUUGGAUCUUGAAGAAUGCAAUUUUGAGUAUGAGGCAGUGGAAGGUGCCCUGGUGGUGAAUAUUGCUUAUAUGUACACUUCUUCAGGAGUGUACGAUGUUUAUUUUAAUGCGUCAAGUUUUUACGGAGCUUUUGAACAAUCUGAUACAGUCAUAGUGGAAGAACAUAUUAGUGAUGUGGAUUUAAUUCUUCUUUCUCCUACUCUUGUUUCACUCUUUGAGAAAGUUAUUGUAAUGUGCACUGUCAAAAACGGAACAAAUUUGAAUUUUGAAUGGGAUUUUGGAGAAUACAUGGAUGACCAAUACACUAUAGUGCAUAGUUUUGCCAAGAACAGUACAGCAUAUCAUAGUUAUGGCAUAGCUGAUGUGUACAAUAUAUCGGUUACAGUUUACAACAAUUAUGAAGAAAUUACAAUCUUUCUCAAUCAAUCUAUCCAAGCAGUAGAGGAAAUCAAGGAUUUGCAUCUUCAGCCACUGUCUGGGUUCUAUGCCGUACCUCUGCAUGCCUCAAGAUCGGAUAGCGAAGUUGAUAGUGGCCAUGACUAUGCUACUGAUCCUGUCAAGUUUAAGGCUUCUGUUUGGCGAGGGUCUGAUGUCCAGUUUCUGUUCGAUUUUGGUGAUGGUACAACAGAAUUGGUGCCUUCUCAACCUCCACUGUGGGAUUUCUCCUAUGCAGUUGUGAAGCACACUUACUUUUCCGAUGGGGUGUAUGAAGUGUAUGUGACAGCUACAAACUUGUUAGAUUCAGUGAAGACAAAACUUGAUCUUCCCUUUUACGUGCAAUUUGCUCCUGAAGGACUUAAAUUGAAUAAAUUAUACUACAUUGUUGAAUAUGGAAGUAAUUUGACUUUGCAAGCAUCUUUAACUCGUGGAACUAAUGUUUCAUUUAAUUGGCAUAUUGGGGAUGAAUAUUUCACUAAUAUUGGUGACACAUUAUUUCUGCAAGAUAUUAAUCCUGGUAUUUAUGAGGUCAUUGUUGAAGCAUACAAUGAAGUUACUGAUUUCUCUUCUAAAUACUUAAAUAGACCUUCAUUUUCUUCAAAAAUCUAUGUUCAAGAAAGACUUCAAGCCAUUGAGGUUUGCCUUAUUGUUAACGAGACUGAAAUGUGUGGAAGCACAACGCUUGAACUGGCUUCAGAUGAAACAGUUGUGUUUAAAGCCAAGACGACACCUUCAACUGAAAGUUAUCUUCGAUUCAUUUGGCAGUUAGGAAUAGGAGAACUGAAGAGAACCAAUAGUCCUUAUUUAAAGCAUCAAUAUCAACAUGCUGGAUGGUAUCGAGUCAAUGUUACUGCUCAAAACCAUAUCAGUAGCGUUUCAUCUCUUGUGCUUCACCUACAUCUUGUUCAGAAAAUAGCAAACCUCACAUCCAUUCAUUCUCAAGGACCAAAUCUUGUAAAUUAUCAGUUAUUUUACAGUGUUUUCUAUUGGUUUGGAACAAAUUUAACUUUCCAAUGGGACUUUGGUGAUGGUUCUUUGCCUGUAACUACUAACACCUCUUCUGUUUCUCACACAUAUAAAAAGUUAAACAUCUAUUGUUCUGACUGUCAUAAGUUUGGUGUAAAUCAGGAUAAUGCAGUUAGAUUCAAAGCAUCUUGCAGUAACUGUGAGGAAUCCACUACAAAAUACAGCUGGAAAAUCUGGGUGAUAGAAGACUCUGCAUAUCGAUUGCAUUUUAGCAACUAUGAGUGUGUGCAAGCAGAUGGAUCUACUUUCUUUAUAAUGGCUCCGAAUUCAACUUCUGAUACUUCCCCAACAAAUGUUUCUUUUGUUCAAAAUGAUGAAGAAUCAUUUACCUUAGACCACAUUUCCAAAGACAGGAAUGCAAGUGAAGAAUUUCCUCCAUUUCCUAGCUUGCCAGAAUUCCCUGAAGAUCCUAAAAUGUUCCAAGUUGAUCCUGAGUUUUUGCCAAACCCUGUUCCUGAUUUGUUAAACCCAGAUUAUCUCAUAACUGAAGAGGGUUUACCUGGUGAAGGUGGAAGUGCAGCUGCUCGCCAUCAAAGUAGUCAUCGCUUUGGUCUUGAUGAAAAUACAAUAUUUGAAGGUGCUGGAAUGCCUCGUACAAAAUCGUCAGAUGAUUAUAAUGCCCUAGAAAAUGAUCUGUUUUCCUUUGGAGAUCCAGUGCGAGACAACACUGUGGAUCUGAAGUUACCUCCGCCUCACCUUGUUAAUAGGCCUAAAACUUUGUUGUCUCUGAAUAUGGCAGAUACUACUACUGGUUUUAACUCUGAUACUUUAAUUCUGAAACCUGGUAUUUUAAAAGUUGGCCAUUCAUACUUGGCUCAAGUUAAUGCUAUCAAUAAAGAUAAUAAUCAAGAAGGGUUUGCUGUGGAGUACUUUAAAGUUCAUGUUGGACCCAUUAAUGGACGAUGUACCUUGAUGCCUUUGAGUGGAUACAGCCUCAACUUUGAUUUUCGAUUGCAUUGCUUGGAAUGGAAAACAGACCACUCUCCUCUUUAUUAUGAAAUAAGAUAUUCUUUUAAAGAAGAGGAAGCUGGACAUCUAAUUUACUUUGGAUUAAACGAAAAUAUUAGAUUCACUCUUCCUGCGGGACAUGAACAUAACUCUUAUCAUGUAUUUUUAAAUGUACUGGUACGUGAUAAUGUUGGUGCACCAACAAAAGUUUGCUCCUUAGAUAGAGAAGUUAAACCCUUGCCUUUAAAUACAAGUAUGGUGCAAUAUGUAUAUAAUGAAACCUUUCAUCCAAGAUCUAUCUUAAAGAAACUUUUAGGAGAGAAGCAUAAUCAGGCUGCUUUACAUCAGAUUCACGUCCUUGUUUCAUCUUUAAAUAAUGCUAAUGAACAUGGUGAAUUAGCUUUAAAUUCUAAAGACCAAAAGUUACAGAAAAAAAUAAUUCACAGUCUACUUGACUGCAUGAAUGAUUUGAAAAUUGCCACAAAGGUUGAAGCAACUCAAAUGCUUUCCGUGUUAAGUGAAAUUAUAUCUAGCAAACAGGCUAUAAACCUGUUUGAGAUUCAGAAAGCAUACAAUAUUUUUGACAAACUUAAAAAGCAAAGGGAAGCACUUUAUAAUUUUUUUGCAACAGAGUUAUUCAAGCAUGGCUUCCUGACAUUUUUAUCUAAAUUAGCCUUUGCAGCAAACUCAAAACUUGUAAAGAAUGCAGAAUUAAUUAAUAUAGCAAGGGAGCAUAUGUUGGAAGAAAUCAUAGCUAUAAUGAGAAAUAGAUUAAAAACGGAGGAACCUGUAUCUAUCAGAACUCCUCACUCAUAUAUCAGUGCUGUGUACAUUAGUGAAGAAAAUAAAUUGCUGCCAAACUGCUCAGUACCCGAAAUUACUGCUUAUUCAAUUCCUCUGCGAUGGGAUCUGCUGUUAGUACCCAACAUUGAAUUGCUUGAAACAGAAUUUAAUCCUUUUCCUGCUAUUGUUUUUGUCACAUUGUUCAUCAUAUACUGUUUAUGCAUUUUCCUCAACUUCCAAAGAAAGAGAAAUGUCAGAUUACCUUGUGUUCCUGUUUCACUAAAGGAUAAUUGUACUGACCAUAAGCAACUGUACUUGAUAUAUGUAUCCACUGGAAUGUUUUCUUCAUCUGGUACUACAGCUUCUGUAUUCAUAGUCCUUCAUGGGGCGAAGGGUGUGACAGAAACAAGGCAGUUGAUUGGUUCUGAUUAUGAAUGUAUAUCAUUUCAAAAAGGAUCGGUGGACACUUUUUUAUUGAGUACUCAAGAUAAUCUGGGACCAUUAAUGAAGAUUGAGGUGUGGCAUAACAAUUAUGGACCUUCUCCAUCUUGGUACUUGAAUAACAUUGUUAUAAAAGAUGUGAAAACAGAGGAGUAUUAUCAUUUCAACUGUUACAACUGGCUUGCUGUUGAAAAAGAUGAUGGAAAAAUUGAAAGAGAAUUGCCAAUCAUGGAAAAUUCGCUUACAUUCAAACAGAUUUUGUACAGAAAUAUUGUUACCUUUAUUUAUGACUUCAAUAUGUGGAAUGUUUUGUAUUUUGAAUCUCCAACAUCUUAUUUCACUUCUUGCCAGAGGCUUACUUGCUGUUUGUGUUCCUGUGUAAACAUAGCUCUUUUAUUGUGCAUUUUUCAAAGAGACAUACUUACAGAGCUUGACAAAUAUGACAUUUUACACAUGACCUGGGAAACUCUUAUACUUUGUUUUUAUGUAUCGGCCGCUGCUGCUGUGCCACAACUGAUUUACACUACCCUGUUUCGAUUUUCCAUGCCACCACCAGUGACUUUAGAUCCAGAAUUUAGCAACAUAUUUCACUCUUUGUCAUUGGAUAGUUUCAACUGCUGGCUGAAGAAUAAAUUGUCCAACUCAAGUUCCACUACUGAUAGGUCAUCAAUGGAGGACUCAAACAGUUUAUAUAGCUCAGAGCGUAGUAGCAGUUUGUCUGUACCUGAUGUUUUAGACGAAAGUUUCUCUUCAAUUGAGAAAGAUGCAUUGGAAUUUUCUGUUGCUUUCUCGGAUGUCAGCGAGUCUGUUUCACCUUUGCAAAAUAUAAGUUCUACAUGGCAAGUAUGUGAAAGUUGGCUGAGAAAAAAACAUAAUGUGAUAAGCAAUUAUGACCUAACUCCAUCAGAUGGACAGCUGUCUGGUACAGAUAAACAAAAUGAUGAUAUUUUACUUGAUGAAUUCUCAAUUGGAGACCCAGAUAACCAAAUGGAGGCAGUAGUUGAAAAUAUUGAUGAAGUUAGUGCAGCAAGCAACUCUAAUUUAACCACAGGUACUCAAGAGAAAAAUAGUUUGCUUUGUGAUUCUGUCCCACAAGAUGAGUACUUAAAUGCACAGUUCCUAUUUCCCACUUUACCUUCAUUCUUCUACUAUGCUGCUUGGUGGAUACUUGUUGGUAACACUCUAGCUUCUGCAUUUGUUACCCUUCAAUAUUCCUCAAGAUUUUCAACAUCGUUUUGCAUUUAUUGGCUUCAGUGUGUCUUCAUUGCUGUGCUUUGCUCUUGUUUGAUGAUAACACCAAUUUUGAUUUUUUUGAUGGUGUUCAUAUAUUCCAUAAAAUGCCAUUAUCUAUCCAAAGUACAAGUACCUCGUUCUUCUGAAGAUUCCAGUAGCAAUAAAGCGCAAAGUUGGUAUUUUGGAAGUCAACCAAGUUUUGCUAGAAUGGAGUAUUUCAAGAAAUACUUGAGACCACCAAGGGAGCAAAUUUUGGAACAGUUUAGGAGAUAUUGCAUUAAAGAAAAAAUAAUGUUUUCUUUCUACAGCGAAACUUCACAGUUUUUGUUCAUUUUUGUCCUACUGCUGUUCCUGAUGUUGCCUGAAGAUACAAAUGAGCGGUAUCAACAUCGAAGAGCAAUUCAAAAUGCAUUUUCAAAGCCAAAGAAUUUCUUUUGGAAACAUGCACAUCAUUCCAAAGAAGCAGUUUGGAACUGGCUUGAAAAAGACUUUUUGAAUGGCUUUUAUGGAUCUACAGAUUCCUUUUAUGAUGAUCAAGAGUAUGGUAUAGAAUUUUCGACAAGCUCAAGACUAGUUGGAACUAGCAUCUUAAAAUAUUACAACAGUUCUUCUAGUUGUGGUGCUCUGUGUUCUAGUGUCUUUGGUGAUGGUCAACAUGUUCGCAAUGAUAGCCAUAGACACAAUUUUCAUGAAGAAAAGUUGCUGGAUGGCAGUUAUGGCCAAUACUUCAUUUCAAGGUCAUCCAACUUGAGUAGUGUUAAAUUUGAUGGCAUGGAUCAAAUUCAAAAUCUCGUAAAUUGGUUAAACCUACCAUCUGUGGCAGCUUCCAUAGAGUUCAUGCUUUUUAAUCCAGUUUUUUCGUUACUUACGUCUGUUUCAUUUUUGUUAGAAGCAUCCCCGCAAGGAACGAUCACAAUGCAUCUCGAUACACCAUCAGUAAAAUUAAGUGACAUUACAAACACUUCGUACCAUUUAAAAUUUAUAGUUCUUCUAAUUUAUUUUUAUGUGACUGCAUUUAAGUGCAAAAAUCAUUUGUGGAAAAUUCUUAAAAACAAGUCAGAGUACCAAAAGGACAAGUGGAAUUUUCAUGAAUGCACAUUUUUGGGUACUUCAAUUCUGUAUAUCGUUUUCUAUGUUUGUUACUUACUUGAAUUUAAUCACACUGUUAAUAAGCUCAAAGUAACGCAACUCGAGUUGAACAUUGACAUCGAAAGAAUCAUUUACUUUGAAACGGCGAUCAGAUCAUUUAAUGCCAUUCUGGUAUUUUUACAUUUAAUUCGCUCGUUUAAGAUCUUGUGCUUUAGUUCAAGGUUGCAAAGAAUACUGAAGAAAUUGAGCUGUUCUUGGAGGGAAAUUUGUACGCUAUUUUUCGUAUUGUUAGUGCUUACUUUCAUUUUAAAUAUAGUUGCUAAACAAUGUGCAUUCAUGGACACUAUUUCUCCUCACCCUUUGCUCAUUUGCCUCAAGAGCAUUGAUUCGCUGUUUCCGGAUCACAGCAGGAGUGAAAUUUUGCAUUCUGAAAGCAUCAUUCGUAGAAGUUUAUAUUUCUUCAUAUCGUUAUUUAUACUCAUCAUCCAUGUUUAUUUGUUUUCAUUCAUAAGAUCUGUUUUGAUUACGUACCGUGGCGCAAAGAUGCAAAGCUAUGAAAAAAUCCGCAUUAAAGACAGUGUGCAGAUGAUCAAGAGAAGAUGUCUCCAGCAUUUUCAACCGCAUACUCCUCAAAUUGUGGAUGAGGCUGAUUUCGAACUUCCUGUAGACUUUUUGUUAAUGAAAUUGGAAAGGAUUGCUGACAUAUUGGUUGCAAAAGCUGAUGUUCUCUUUCCUAAUCAAGAUGAAAGCUACAAGAACGAGAUUUGUGACACUUUUAUUACCGAAAUUUUGGAAGAUUUCACAAUGCCUUGUGUGCAAGAGACGGAAAUGCCUCUAAAAUCUGAAACUGAUGAAAAGAAAGAUCUAGAUAUUAUUUUUCAAGACUGUGGUGCUUUAAAUAUUGAAAAAGUGCAAUGUAGAUUAAUAGCUACAAUGCCUAGGCAAAGUAAACCGAAACCACGAGCAUAUUUGCCUACAAGUUUUCACUCUUCACUCAAUUCUGAAAGACGAUUUAAAAAUAAUUCGGGAACGAUUGAUGUUUCUGUUUUCUCACAACAUAAAAUCAGAAAAACCUAUCCACUUUUUCAUAUUGAUUCAGAUUCAUCAUCUCAAACUUCUUCAGACCAGAAGAAAAACUCUUUUAAUAAUUGCUCAAUCAGAAAAACAAAAUCACGAGGUAAAGGAAAAAGUGAUGUAUUGGAUGUUUUUUGUGAUAGCACAUAAGAUGUGCCAGUUGUUUUUAACUUUAUUUUUAUGUCAUUAAAUUGAUU
Molecule: messenger RNA, 7961 nt
Organism: Uloborus diversus
Lineage: Eukaryota; Metazoa; Arthropoda; Arachnida; Araneae; Uloboridae
Molecular function (GO): protein binding
Source: RefSeq, a predicted model, not a curated record